AGUUCUACUUUGACCAGCAAAGGAAACGGUCGUGUGUGCGGAGUAAAAAUAAGAAAGAAACGACAGAAGAAAAAAACAAAAAAUUUGCGCGCUGCUAAUAAAACCAAAGCAACAAUUUAAAAAUAUAUUAAACUAUUUCUGCUUAUCAUUGAACGCUAAAUAAAUAAAGCAUUAAAAAGAAAUAGAGUGCCGUAAAUUCUUGCCAUUAAAAUGGACAAACAUAAAUGCAUUGACAAUGUGUUUUAAUUUUGUAUAAUUUCAAACGAACUGCAAAUCAACAAACACAUUUAACAAAAAAGCUACACACUUUCAGGAUCUCAUCAUCAAUUUGUAAUUUACACAACUGAGACUACGUCGCAUAUAUAUACAUAUAUCCCUAUAUAUAUGUCCGUAUAUAUUUAUAUAUAUAUAUAUAUAUAUAACAAUGGCACACUUGGGUCUUUCUAUUUUUUGUGUAGCACUUUUGCUGCUUUCGACGACACAGAAUGGGACGAGCGCAUUGUCAGAUCGGGAUCCAUAUGUGGACAUAUGCAAGUCGUUCAAGUGUGCGGAGCCAGCUGAGUGUCCCGACGACAGCAGCAUAUUCUCCGACGAUUUUGAAGAGGUGCCAUCCUCGUCGCUGUACAACAAUAACAGAGAUGAACGUGGUAUGGGAACCAGCGACAUUGAUCCCCAGAAGCUGUGCUGUGGCUCGAACACUUGCAGCUGCAACGAAUGCCCCGAAAAGCCCCAUUGCAAGAUGGGUCAAGUGCUGCUCGAAGUGAGCCCAGGCGACGACAAGAAGCCGGGUAGUUGUUGCCCCAAAUACGUGUGCGGCAAGGAGCCGACCUGUUCUAAGGGUAUUGGGACAAUCUUUUGGCUAGAUAGCUGCACCAAAUGCAACAGUUGCCAACGCCCCUGCUUGUAUAUGUGCAAUCGGAGCGAUUGGGCUCCACCCAGCAACUGUCUGACGUUCAACAAUCAGUCGAAGUCGAAUGGUGAGAGCUGGACACAGGGCGAUGGUUGCGAGGAGUGCAUCUGCAAGGAUGGUCAUAAUCAAUGCCAAACCACAGCCUGCAUUAAACCGCAAUGCGAGAAUGCCAUUAAAUUGCCUGGCACAUGCUGUCCCAUUUGCCCAGACACAGAGACAGCAACUAUCUGGAACCUUCCAAUAAACAAUAUCAGCGAUAAGACCAGUGCAUCAACAACAACAGCAACAACAAGCACAAAAAUAAAAAACACAACGACCACAUCAGCAGCAACAACAAGCACAACAUCAACAACCACAGCAACAACAACCACAGCAGCAACAACCACAGUAACAAAAACCACAGCAACAACAGCAGCUGCAUAUACAACAACAGCAUCAACUACAGCAACAAAAACCACAGCACCAACAGCAGCUGCUACAACAACAACAGCAGCAACAACAACAACAACAACAGCAGCAACAACAACAACAGCAGCAGCAACAACCACAACAGCCACAACAACAGCAGCUUCUAGUGUAACCACAGAAGGGGCCAUUCUACAAAGCAGCUCCACAAGCGCUCAGAUCUCAGUCGAAAGUAAUGAAAAUUUCGUAGAGCCAAUUCCGGAGGAACAAAUCGAGCCUGUUGGUGAUGAAAUUUUGAACAGCAAUGAACAGAAAACAGUUGCUGAGCAUCCACUGGACGAUCCACUAAUUGUGCCAAUAAGCUCAACAAGCACAAGAAUCCCGAGCAGCAGCAACGGCAGUAGGACAAACAUUGAAGAUGAUGCUGAGUUUGAGAAGAGCACAACAGGCUCAACAACUUUCAGUUCCCAGUUGUUGAACGAGCCGGAUGAGAGCAACGAAAGAUCGGAACAAUCCGAAUUGCCGACCGAACAACCCAAAGAGUCAAAAGAAACCGCUGGCAGCACAAAGUAUACAACACUGCCCAACGUGGAUAAUACGGAAAUCGGUAGCAGCAGCAGCAGCACAAGCAUUGAAGAUGAUGCUGAGUUUGAGGAGAGCACAACAGGCUCAACAACUUCCAGUUCCAGUUCCAGUUCGGAAGAAUCCGAAUUGCUGACCGAACAACUUAAAGUGCCAACAGAAUCCACUGGCAGCACAAAGUAUAAUACACAACCCGACGUGGAUAACACGGAAAUCGAUAGCAGCAGCAGCAGCAGCAGUAUCAACAUCAUCAGCAGCAGCAUCAGCCCUACAUCUGCACCCAUGGGUCAUCGAAAGACGGUCGCCACUUCUGCGCCUGGCGUUCAGAUGCCGGAAUCAACUAGCUGGCAUCGCGACUCCGACGUCAAUGAUGCCGAUUAUCGCUUCGCCAAUGGGAACCAUAUCGAUGAAGUUUAUCCGUCCAAUCAGAAAAUAAUAUGGCUGAUGGCUGGCAUCAUUACGAGUGUGACUUUGGUUGUCCUAAUCAUAGGACUUAUUGUUUAUUGUUUUUACCCUAAGAAGAAGCCCAAUCCGAUAUAUUCCUCAGUGCCGAGCUCGGAGUCAAAUAUCAGCGAGCAUACAAAUGCCUCCGAUCUGCCCGCAGGCCAUGUUUGAGCAGUCCUAUUUGGGAAAAAGAAUGCAGAAGCAUCUGGAAGACACAUAUUGGAGUGAUCUAUUUCAUGUUUCAUUACACAUACAUCGACAGUCGAUCUUCAUUCAACAGCAAUUCUAUUUUGCUGCGACAUUUUUAAUUUGUUUACUAUUUUCUCGCUACACAAAUAUGAAUACAAAACUGUGCAAACUGUUUUUCAAAAAUAAGAGCUCGAUUUCUAUCCGCAAAAAUAUUGUUUAUUACAGAGAAAAAUGCACUUAUGGAAAUUCACUAUGAGUAGAUCAAAAUGCACUAAAUGUAAAACGAGUACCUUAUUGUCAAGUUCAAGAAGUUCAUUAUAGGGGAGUUCGACUGUAUCGAUAUAAUUAGAUUAGGUAUUGAAACUUUAUGCUAAUUUUUGUUUGUAAAAGUUUAUCAAUAACUCUCGCCUAAAAACAAUGCUCCAGAAGAAUCUGCAAAUUUGCAUAUAAUUCAUCAAAACUAACAACUAACGAAAAAAAAAAAACAAAAAACAAAAAAAAACAAUAUUUAUUAUAUUUUAAUUAAGUUACGCAUUGUGAUAAUAUGGCAAAUUUUUGAUUUCAACCUGAGUAAAAGAAAAUCAUCAUCAAUUAGGUAAAACAAUUUAUAUUUAGUCGCAUUAAAAGCAUAGUAUUCAACACGCAAUUAAGGCAACAAAACACUAACAAAUCAGUCGAACGUAUUAGAAAUAUUCUUAGAUAUAAGAAAACAUGCACACCUAAAGAAAUAAAAAACAAAACGCGCUUGGCAACUGAAUAAUUUUGUAAAGAAACAAAAAAAACAAAAGAAGAAAACACACAACGCACUGAUUUCACAUUCCUUCUAAGCGAUUUUUACUAUUUUAAUUACAUUCAUACAUACAUAUUUACGGAUACACAAGAAAAAUAACAACAUAAUGAAUGCAAAUAUACCAAAGUUUUUAGUAUCAGGGCUCUCAUGCCCACAAUUUUCUCGGUUAACAGCAAUAAAGAAUAAACGAAACCAACUGAA
Molecule: messenger RNA, 3521 nt
Organism: Drosophila grimshawi
Lineage: Eukaryota; Metazoa; Arthropoda; Insecta; Diptera; Drosophilidae
Product: mucin-5AC
Exons: 3
Coding region: 425-2512 (695 amino acids)
Molecular function (GO): protein binding
Source: RefSeq, a predicted model, not a curated record